UCAUCAGGUGACCUGAUUCAGGUCAAAAGUGAGUUGUAUAAUCAUCAUUCAUCAGGUCAUCGGGAGACUUUGCGUGAGAGUUUUUAUAAUAAACCGGGUCGGAUAAUACCCGACUUGUUUGUUUUAUAGAACUGGACCGGGUCGGAUAAUACCCGUCCGGUUCGACCCAUCUAAUUGUCCCGCCAACGAAAAAAAGUAAAGCCGCCAAGAUGUGAUUUUUUCGAAGGUGGUGAAUGAUAAAGACCUAACAGAGAGAGAUCGAGAGAGAGAGAUCAUUGAAGGGUGAUAAUGGAAUCAGCUCCGACGGGAUGCUUCAAGUGUGGCCGUCCCGGUCACUGGUCUCGCGAUUGCCCAUCCUCGGCUCCGGUCGCCGCCGGUAACAAUUCCGUUUCUUCUUCUUCCGCUCCAGCUCAGAUCCCUAAUAAUGACAAUCAGAGAUUCUCCAAGAAAAGUGGAACCUCCAUAGGGCCAGUUCCUAAAUUGACGAAGACGAGAGUUCAAAGGCCCAAGCUGACUCCUGAGUUACUGCUCUCUGAGGAUGGUCUCGGCUAUGUUCUUCGCUAUUUCCCUAAAUCCUUCAAGUAUCGUGGCCGAGGCAAAGAGGUGAGCGAUUUGGGGAAUAUGAUACGGCUGUACAGUGAGUGGCACUCUCAUUUGCUACCUUACUAUUCCUUUGAUCAGUUUGUUCAUAAAGUGCAACAAGUCGCUUCUACUAAACGUGUCAAGAAUUGUAUAAACGAACUGCGAGAAAGGGUUGCCAGCGGAGUUGAUCCAAACAAGUUAUACGAAAAGCAGGAAGAAAAUACUGGUCCUUAUGAUGAUGAUCAAGGUAACGUAGACAUGGAUCAGCCAAGUCAUGACGAAGAGAACAUACCAUCGAGGAGCGUUGACGUUGACGCUGAUGUUGAUCCCAAUGUUGAUGCAUUUCAAGACAGUAUGUUGAAUGACAUCUUUGAUAAUGCUUCAAAGCUACCGAGCGAUGAACAAAACAAGGAUAAAAGCAGUGAACUGACAGAAGAGCAAAGAGAACGUAUGGAAGCUAAUAGAUUGAAGGCAAUGGAAAAAGCUCAUAACAUUUCCGAGGAACAGAGAGUACGUAUGGAAGCUAAUAGACUAAAAGCUCUCGAAAGAGCCAAAGCAAGGCUUCAACCAAAUCAAGAAUAGCUUAGCUGUUUUACUUCACAUGUUCAAUUUACCGAAUCUAGCUAUAUGUAUGUCUGGUACUGUUUUGUAUUUUUUUCCGGUUCAAAGUCGGUUUAAGAACGAUCACACCCAAAAUUAUGGACCGUUGAUUCGUUCCACAGCCAAGGUUGAUCAUUGGCACAAUAGCAGAUUUGUCUUUUUCAACAUUUAUAGGU
Camelina sativa (false flax) is the source of this 1358-nucleotide messenger RNA. RefSeq lists its product as uncharacterized. Lineage: Eukaryota; Viridiplantae; Streptophyta; Magnoliopsida; Brassicales; Brassicaceae. Gene Ontology annotation, molecular function: DNA binding; zinc ion binding. The record is from RefSeq and is a predicted model, not a curated record. Gene Ontology annotation, biological process: DNA damage response; replication fork arrest; replication fork processing. Gene Ontology annotation, cellular component: replication fork protection complex; nucleus.